UUCAUGAAAAUGACUUCAAUCUCAUGUAGAUUAAUUUAUUUUCAAUUUAAGUGUGGUUUUAAAUUGUAUGCUUGAGAUCAGUGGCUAAAAUUAUAUUAAUACUUGAACUUAGUGGUUAUAAUUAAAUGAAUACUUGAGCUCAAUGGUUAAAAUUACGUGUAAGCAAUACAGAGCCUAAGAACAUAAAAAAUCACUAAAUGUAGACAGAUAUCAACAACCAGCAAUCAUGUGCAUUUAAUUCUUGCAUUAUUUUUAGCACAGUAGCACCCAUGAAUAUGCACCUUUUUAUGUUGCAAUGGCUGUCUCUGUAUGCAUACUCAUGUGUUAGACCAUUUUUCACCCACCAUGCUUAUUAUUUUCAUUGGCUUAACUUGCAGGAUUACAAGAAGAACGAAUAUAUGGAGGCAGAAAUGCAAUGUUCAAAUGCUUCAAAAAGCAUGGAAAGGACGCUUAGAGCAGCUUGCAAUGCUACGAAUGCUAAGUUUGACAAUGUUGUGAAGGUCCUUGAUGGUCUUGUAUCAGAGUAUGAAAAAUCAAGUCAUGGUCCAGGAAAAUGGCAGAAGCUAGCUAUGUUGUUACAAAAAAAAGGUUUGCAAUGAUUUUUCCUCCUUUUUCUUUUUCAUUUCCUUUUGUAGAUGUGAAUAGUAUGUAUAUGGGCAUGCCUUUUGAUGUCUUUUGAAUUCAAUGAAAAUCCCAGUUUGGAAGGUCCACUACUUGAUCUCACCAAGAGAUUAAUUGACCAAGUUGGAUUAGA
This is a messenger RNA of Humulus lupulus (European hop), 754 nucleotides long. RefSeq lists its product as uncharacterized. The record is from RefSeq and is a predicted model, not a curated record. NCBI's taxonomy places the organism in Eukaryota, Viridiplantae, Streptophyta, Magnoliopsida, Rosales, Cannabaceae. The transcript has 2 exons. Gene Ontology annotation, molecular function: GTPase activity; GTP binding. The coding region runs from base 270 to 599 and encodes 109 amino acids.